UGGCUCCUUUUGCAACCCUUCAUUAGUACGGCGAGUGGUAGCUUCUCCCGACAACUGUUCCGGGCUCGCAUCAUAUAUGUUCACUUUGUGCACCACCCUGAGAUGUGGUUGCGAGCCCAGCCACUUAUAUUCCACAGACCUUCACCCCCUCGUGCUUCUUGUUCCUCUGCACCCUGCCCAGCCAACCCCAAGCCAAUGGAGGUGACCACGGCAUUGCUCAGAUGGUAUUCCACCCCCUCCCACCAAAGCCGUAGACCUAGUCCUUAGCUUCGUUUUGGUAGCCGGGUACAGACUCGUCCUACCCCUCCCCCCUUUCCCAACUGCCUAUCAUUUCUCAAUUUCUGUCCCGAAUCUACCCUGUCCUUCCAACUCAUUGUGCACUUCAGGACCAACACCUCUUGGAGAUGUUGACAUACAGAUGAAGAGCGAAAACAGCCCAAUCGAAACAAGAUGAGGCUUAAUCAUCGGUAAUCAGCUGGGGAAGGCAUCUGAGAAGUGCGAAGCGGCGGUGCCCUCCCCGCAGCCCCCGCGCGCACCUCGUGAGAGGCACCGCCAUCCCCUUCGCCUUGCCUGCCCUCCGUCCCCGGCAUAUUAUCUCCAAAGCCCGGUGUAGCAUGACUAUGGCUAGUACAAUGCCCUCGUCGUUAUUCCUGCGGCUAACGAAUGUCUGGAGGGCAUUGGUCCUUCGGAGUGAUGUAGAUGACAUCGUCUUGGAGCUGCUUGGACGCUUCUCUCUGGAAAGGAUAUACGCAGACGCUUCCGAUCGGGACACGUACCAGCAACUGGUGAUCACUUUGCUCUCACAGCUUAAAUCUAUAUUCGAUAUCCAACGGCUGACCCUCCCCGCCGACAAUGUCCACACCGUUUGGUAUCUGGGUUUUCUCGUCAGCUGGGAGGUGGCUCUGCGGUCCGUUGAGAUUGUUCUUCAAACCACUAAUGAGAGUCGCGAGACCAUCUGGGAGAACCGUUUGCUGCGAGAGAGAUAUCUGGCCGGUUUUCUUUUGUCCAGCCUUCGCGUCCUGACUCCUCACCCCAAAUCCCCAGCGAUCCAGCGAUCUCGAGACCGCCGUGAGCGUUUUGCUCGCAUUCACGGUCUCUUGGAGCAGGUUUUCGAUAGCUUUCCUGGCCCGAACUCGUUUCCACUCGCAGCUUGCAAGGAGAUCACUACCCAGCUCCAUCUUGACCCUCACAGCUUGGGUCUUCCCCCUGCAUUGGCAUCCGGACUACCAAAUUUGGCAUCGCAGCUGUCUCCGUUCCCCCUGUGUCUUCAGCCCGCUGCUAUCGCCGACAUGGUGCCAGCAGGCUACUCUGGAGACUGGCUUGUAAAAUAUCUAGCAUUACGAGACGUGUCGCAAUUUGUAGUUGCCGCCUCAAUCCAAUAUGCUGCCAACAAGGAGACUCGAGAACUGCGUCUCGAGCCAGCCCUGGCGCAUUCCAGAAAUGCGGUUCUGAGUGCGCUCGAUGCCCACUAUUUUUCGUAUAGUCUUACCGACACCCUGGACCUAUCUCAUCAAGACACCGCAGGGAUCUGUGUCGAGGAAUUCGAACUGGAUGCAUUGGAUGCUCUAUUCGCGAGGCUUGUAGCCCGUCAGGCUAUUCACCGCGUCAGUGACCGGGAGAUGGUCCAUAACAUGUCUCAGGUUGUCAGAAACAUUGCUCUUCAGGACAAUCCCAGUGGGCAGUUCAUGCCGAAUCAGCGGCCUGGUCUGUACUCUGUGAAUUGCCCGGAAUGUCACAUCAUAGGUGCAUCUCAGUUGAACCCAACGGACAUCAAUACUCCCACCGAACAUGGUCAUGUUGCUAGACAGCUUCCACCCAAAACAAGAUGCAUACACUGCGGAGAAGCCAUCACCAUUGCACGGGAGAUAUCAACAGUACGGCAAACUUGGGAACUACUGGAACCACUCCGUCUUGAUGCUGACACCGUCAGCCUGGAACGUCAUUUACCCACACAAUUUCUACUACGGCCGCCCAAGCCACAGACGAGCGGCUUCACGUCACUCAAAUAUGGCAAUACACUCGGUAUAGGAGCUGGGAAAUUGGGCGGACACGAAGCCUAUGGCUCUUCGCACCAACCAAAGAUGGUCCUUUCCAGCCCUCUAUCCAUAGAUCCCAUUGGCUCUCUGUAUACUGGGCUUCUGUCGCCUCAAAGCCCCAAUCACUCCCAAAGCCCAUUACCGCUACGUCAUCAACAAUCACAAGCAGACAACAGAAGCAAACUUUCGGACCAUCAUGACAAGCUUGAUCCAGCCUUGCUAACAGAUCGGCCCACCUUCUCCCACGACUCGCCUAUAUUUAAACGGCUGCAGCAUAACACAGAUGAGGCUUCAUCCAUAAACACACCGAGAUCUGUCCCCGUGGUAACGUCGGCGGAGAAAGGAAAGUCGAAAUGGAGGCUGAAGUUUACAACUAGCAAAAAACCACCUGCUGGCGUAAUAGCAGACUCGAGUUCCUUGUCUUCGACUACGCUUGAAGCCCAAAAGCUCGAGGAAAUCACUCUGACUCCCCCUUGUCAUCCAGAAACAUCAAGGGAGAGGGAAAUCGUCGAAGAAUAUCAAUGUUACUCUCUCGCAAAGCUCUACCCUCGCUCUAUUUUGGACCCAGCUGCUCAUACAUGUGUGGGAUGUUGCGACUUCCCCUCCCACCAUGAUGCGGGCCAUUCAGCCAGAGAGCACUUGUAUCCUGGCAGCCGUCGCCAGGACUCAUUCAGCAUAUGUUAUUGGAACAAGGGACCAGAAACUUACGGUUUGCAUUACCAUCUUUCUCCAUUUUUGACACAGUCUGACGACUUCUUGCAGCUGCGUAUUGUGAAUCUCGUGCAACCUACCGUCUCAGUUAUAGAGUACCGCAUCCCAUCCACAUUAUGGGCAAAAGCAUUAGCGAUUGACCGAGAGGAAAACCAUGUGGUGGUUGGUUUUGAGAAUGCCACUGUGCGUUUCUUCAAGGCAAAAACAUCAGAACAACCGCGAGAAGACCGUCUACAUGCAUCAUCGCACCGGGAUUGCAGGGGAUGUCCGUCAGUCGACACCCUGGCAUUCUCUCAGGAUGGGUUCACACUUCUAGCGAGCACAAGAAGUUCGAAAACGGGGCUAGUGCAGAUAUUUUCUUGGCGAUUCCCAUUUCACGAAUUCCAAGAGCUGGCAGCCUGCCGGUAUUUAAUCCCACUUCAAGAAUCAGAGGACAACGGUUUGUCCGCGGCCAUAUUUCGACCUGGAUCGGAUGGCGAGGAGAUGUUGGUUUGUAUUAUGACUUGGACCCAAUCCGGCACUCCUAUUUUAUUACAGCCGCAGGACGGACACAGGAGUGAGAUUAAAGUUGACGGGUCUGGUAAAUCCACCAAACUAAGAACCAGAAUUCAGUGUGCUGCCUUCUACCCCUCAGGCCGGGAGCUAGUCAUGAUUAACGACAGAGGUUACGUUUUUCAAGUGUCCAACUUGAAUUCCAGCCCCAUCGAUAUCAGAAGAGUAGCUAUCUCGAAGGAGCUUACAGCAAAAAGUGAAUCGUUCGCCAUGUCAUUUGUGACCAUAGCGGACGAGGAAAAUGUUCUGGUGGCAUGGGCUGAUUCGGCGAGAGCCACGGGCUGGAUUAAAAAGAUACCCAUGACAGGGAGGGCAAAUUUCGCAUGCCCUGAUACAUCUGGGUCAUCAUCAUACUGUGCGAUGAAGGAUUUAUGGGGCCACCAGUUGAGCUUGCUGCUAUUGAGAGGACCCGCGAGCUGCCAACGGAAACAGACGGUGGAAGAUAACUUCAAGUCUGCUACAGUAUUGAGUACCUCCUAACUCAUAAACUAGAAACCCAGCAAUGGUAAACAA
This is a messenger RNA of Podospora bellae-mahoneyi, 3812 nucleotides long. RefSeq lists its product as uncharacterized. The coding region runs from base 615 to 3779 and encodes 1054 amino acids. Gene Ontology annotation, molecular function: protein binding. The record is from RefSeq and is a predicted model, not a curated record. NCBI's taxonomy places the organism in Eukaryota, Fungi, Ascomycota, Sordariomycetes, Sordariales, Podosporaceae. The transcript has 6 exons.